CCCACGUCGCUGUCGCGUCCCGCCGGUGGCUUCCUCCUCUUCCCACGGGCCACGGCGACGCGCCACCGUCUCCCUCCCGUCCGCUAGGUCCAAAGUCUCCUCUACAUACAAGCUAGAAUAGCUUAAACCCGCGCGUCCUCAACCGCAAGGUCCUGGUGCGAGCUCCAAGAACCGAGGAGGAGCCAGCCGCGGCGGGGACGAUCGAUCGAUGGAGGCUGCGGUGGCGGUGGCGGUGGAGGACGAGAACAAUAGGAAGGUGUUCGUCGUGGUGCCGGCGGAGCGCAGGGCGGGGCGGUCGACGCUGUCGUGGGCUCUCGGCCAUCUCUGCGGCGGAGCCACAGCCACCACGGUCGUCGUCACGCACGUGCACGUCCCGCCGCAGAUGAUCCCCGUCAGUACGUGCUCGCCUUCAUCGCGCAUGCAUGUUUCCGGCCGGCAUCUACGGAUGGAGCGCGACAAGGCGGACAAGAUGCUGGACGACUACGUCCAUGAGUGCCGGAAAACCAAGGUGAGGUGUGAGAAGCUGGUGAUUGAGAAGGAGGAUGUCGCGUCCGGCCUCGUCGAGCUCAUUGGCUUGCGCGGGAUCACCGAGCUGGUGGUUUCGGCUGCCGCGGACCGGCAGUACUCCACAAAACUUGACAGGCCUACUUGCAGGACAGCAGCAGCGAUAAUGCAGAGAGCUGAUCCAUCGUGCAAGAUCUGGUUCGUCUGCAAGGAGCAGUUAAUCUGCACAAGGGAAGCGAAAGUAGAGAUUGCAUCAUCUGCUGUCACUGCACCGUUGCUCCCUAAUCCUGGCCAUGAAGUCCUUCGUUUGUCAACUCACCAGGAAGAGGAUGAUGAUGACAUUGAGGUUGAAUUGGGGUUCUAUGAUGAACUCACGGAGGCAUGCAGAGCAGCCGAGGACCUGAUGAACAGAGCUCUAAACGAAUCCCGCAGGCGCCACAAGGCAGACGAAGAAGUGGCCACAUCUCUCCUGAAAGCCAAAGAGCACGAGGAGCUGUACCUGGAGGAGGUGAAGAAGAGGGAGGAGCUCGAGGCAGCCCUGGCGAGAGCAGAGAAAGAAAUUUCAGAGCUACGACAGGCAAUCCAGCGGGACACGGUCGAGGAGGAAUCCGGGGAGGCGACGGCGACGAUGUCGGCCCCGGGACUGCAAAGCACGAGCAAGGAAGAACCGGAGGCGGUGCUCUGGCACUGCCAGUGCCAGUGUCAGAGGAAGCUGGCCGCCUCGUCGUCUCCGUCCUCGGUCAUCAUACCAUGGUCGCCUCGUGCCGACGAAGAUGGGUUCACCUGCGAAGCCGGCGUGGCCGGGUGCUGCUGGCUCGACGGGAUGCCGUCGCCCGAAGGCGUGGCCGUCGCCGGCGUCGCCCUACCGCUCGCGCGCCCCAGUUUUGCCCUCCGUGCCGCGGUCGAGGAAUACACGAGGCGGCAGCAGCAGCAGCAGCGGUGCCCGUUUCCUUGAAUGUAUUUUCGAUCACUCACGCUCACCUGCCAAUCGCGUGAUGCAAUCCAUCCAAGAGGAUGCCCGAUGUUGUGCUCGAGCCGACACCACCGCGAUAGGAUACGUCAUCUCGGAGAGUUAGCCUUGCGUAGGACUUUGGGGAUGAGCACUCCCUCCUCCUCGUGCUCGGGCCAUCAUGUUUGCGCCUGCUAGUGUAUGUAAUGUGAGGUAUCUAAUCUGUGCUAUGCUUCUGCUCCAUCUAUCGAUGAAAUGAUAUGCAAGCUUUGCAUAUUCGCGAAAAAAUAAAAUGGUCUGGUGCGUGGUAGUGG
Triticum aestivum (bread wheat) is the source of this 1767-nucleotide messenger RNA. Its product is annotated as U-box domain-containing protein 33. The coding region runs from base 209 to 1459 and encodes 416 amino acids. NCBI's taxonomy places the organism in Eukaryota, Viridiplantae, Streptophyta, Magnoliopsida, Poales, Poaceae. The record is from RefSeq and is a predicted model, not a curated record. The transcript is spliced from 7 exons.